AUGACGUGUGCUGACCACCAGGGGGUACGCUCGGAACAUGGUGGCGGCAGCCUCAGUGGGAUGGUGAAGCAGGCCUACGGCUUCCCGUGGCCUGGGCUGCUGCACUGCCACAAGUUCCCCCUGGACAACGACCUCUGCAUCGCUGUGCAGUUCGGGCACCUGCCCGCCACCGCGCCUCCAGUGACCAAGAUCUGCGCCCAGUGUGAGAUGGAGCACAACGCGGACGGCCUCAUGGAGCAGAUGUGCUCCAGUGACUUCGUGGUCAAAAUGCGCAUCAAGGAGAUCAAGAUAGAGAAUGGGGACCGGAAGCUGAUCGGAGCCCAGAAAAAGAAGAAGCUGCUCAAGCCGGGCCCCCUGAAGCGCAAGGACACCAAGCGGCUGGUCCUGCACAUGAAGAAUGGUGCGAGCUGCCCCUGCCCACAGCUGGACAGCCUGGCCGGCAGCUUCCUGGUCAUGGGCCGCAAGGUGGACGGACAGCUGCUGCUCAUGGCCGUCUACCGCUGGGACAAGAAGAAUAAGGAGAUGAAGUUCGCUGUCAAAUUCAUGUUCUCCUACCCCUGCUCCCUCUACUACCCCUUCUUCUACGGGGCUGCUGAGCCCCACUGAAGGGGCCCUCGCAGCUGUGCCUUGCCCCGUCCCUGCCCUGGGGCACACUGUCACCUCCUGCCCCGAGUGCCAGCACAGGCCCUGAGGGAUGGGCAUGGAGCCCAAGCUGUCCUUGACUGAGGGCUUUUGGGGUAUCUGGGAGCUUCCUCUCUUAAACAUAGGGCUUUUUCUUUUGAGGGGAAACCCCCGGUCUCAAAAAGUAGGCAGGGAGGAGAGACGGAGGGACGGGUAGAGGGGCUAUGCGCAGCCGAGCUGGUUUCUGGAGGGGACCAUGGUGCAGCUCCCCUCUGUUGGCGGGGGGGCUCACUAGGCACUAGGGUCACAGUGCCCUCCAGCCACACUCCCUACUGUCCCCAUCUCUGCCAGGUCCCUUCCCCCUAGACUGGAGAGAAGCCCAGCCUAGAUCUCCUCCCAUAAGCUCGCUUCUUGGGGUUCAUUCCUCAGCCCCUGCAUGUCCCCUUUAUCUUGACGAGUAACUUAUUGCUACUGCUGUGAGGCCACAGGUAGACUGAUGGAGGUAGGGUUUGGUGUUUAAUGGUUUGUUUUUUUAAGUUUUUAUUAAAUCAAAGAAAACAACA
Molecule: messenger RNA, 1184 nt
Organism: Myotis davidii
Lineage: Eukaryota; Metazoa; Chordata; Mammalia; Chiroptera; Vespertilionidae
Gene: SFRP5
Product: secreted frizzled-related protein 5
Exons: 4
Coding region: 1-606 (201 amino acids)
Biological process (GO): canonical Wnt signaling pathway; non-canonical Wnt signaling pathway; negative regulation of canonical Wnt signaling pathway
Molecular function (GO): Wnt-protein binding
Source: RefSeq, a predicted model, not a curated record